CCCCCCAACCCACAGGCAUUGCUCGCUUGUAGUACCCAGUAUGGCUCUAACUAUAGUAGAGUAGAGCAAUGAGAGCAGUCGGUUCAGGCAUGGGGAACGAUAGAGCACGCGUAAGGGAAUCGACGCCGGAGUUGUGAUGUAAGCUGCGGGUUUCCGGCGGUCAAGGAAGUGGCGUUCCAGUGAAUUGCUCAACGCUUUUAGGGAGCUAAUACCAGAAACACGAACACGAUGUCAGCUCGCUCCCUGUACUGCUCAAACUUCAAUGGCGUAUUAUGCUAGUAGUGGCAAUGAUGGCUGCUGCGGACGACCAAUCAGAGCACGCCACGUUGUCAGCGGAGAACAGACGACCCGCAGCGGGAAGGAGUAGCUGCUAGGGCGGAGAUUAAUUUCCGUUGUGCUGACGAAGCGCGUGGGAAGGAAGAAGGUCCUAAGGACGACCGCGAGUAAGGAAAACGCGGAUUCUAGGUUUCUCUUUAAGGAUAAGGCGGUAGCCACGGCUGGCGGUGGGUCCUCGUUAGAGUCUCAGGAAGGAUGCGAGGAUAUAGGUGUCCGAAGACAUGCUUAUAUCGGGGAUGGCGAGAGCAGUCACGGAGUUGGAAGGUCAGGAGGAGGAGGAGAGGGAUGCGGGACGGGUACCGAAGUCGGAAACGAUAAUUUGAGAAAACCGAAGAUCAUGACGGAUAGUGGGAGCGCAGAGAAAGAGAAGAAUGACUCGCUUACUCAGCUGGGGGAAGAGCAGCAGCAGGAUCGGAUGCAGAGUGAGGAGGAGCAGCAAGUGAGGGAAGAGCAGCGGCAGCAGCAACAGGCACAUCUGCACCUGGAUGAUAGUCUGUUAGGCCUCCAGCACAGGCCUUCGGGCGUUGCUCCGUGGUCUCACAGCACGGCUCACGGCCGAGCUACUGGUCCCUUAGAGGACCCAAACAGGCUGGAUGUGCAACCAGGUGGUACCAGUCCUUCAGGCCUCCUGCACAGGCCCUUGGGCCUUGCUUCACGGUCUCACAGCACGGCUCAAGGCUUAGCUGUGGGUCCCUUAGGGGAACCAGACAGACUGGAUGCGCAACUAGGCGCAGUAACAAGAGAUAAGGUGGUAACCAGAGACACGGUGGUAACCAGAAACACGGUGGUAACCAGAAACACAGUGGUAAUCAGAGACACGCCUCUGGAAGGCCCAGGCACCACCGGUGGAUUUAACAGCGCAGAUCUGACGGCGGGGAUUGAGCCAGACCAUCUCCAUCCAACAGAGAGGAAUGGCCGAGGAGAGAGUCAGAGGCCAGCCAGGAGAGGUCAUGGGAUUGGUGGGAGGUUGGCGAGGGCAGGAGGCGAGGGGCUUGGAGGGAGAUCAACGAGAGUAGGCGGGGCGGGGGGAUGGCUCGCUGUGCACCUUGCUGCUGCUGGGCUAACGCCAAACGCCGGACUAACUCCACCUGCUGCUGCUGCGGCUCCUUCUCCUGCUGCUGCUGCUGCGGGUGCUCCUGCGCCUGCUCCUGCUCCUGCUGCGGGUGCUGCUGCUGUCGCGGCGGCUGCUGCUCCUGGGGGUGGUGCCGCCGGUCGGUUUGUAGAAGGAAGAGAGGAGGCUCUGCUGGUGCCUGCGUUACACAGUGGGUUACACAGUGGGUUACACAGUGGGUUAUAUAGUGGGUUGCACAGUGGGAGUGGGGGGACAGGUGGGACUGAGGAUAGGAUCUUAGGCCAGUCAGAUUCUGAUGACCGACUUCCAGUAGGGGUUCUCCUGCCACGUCAGCAGCAGCAUACUGAUCGGCAUCAGCAGGAGCUGCCACGUCAUCUGCAGCUGCCAGCUCAUCACCAGCAGCUACCGAGUCAGUUCCCACAACCCUGGCACAUGUGGCACGACCAGCACCAUCACCGUCAUCAUCACCAUCUCAAUCAUGAUCCCCCUCAGCGGCAGCAGAACCACCACCAUCAAGAGCAGGAUAAUCACUCUCAUAACCAUUUUCUGCAGCAGCAGUUGCAGCAUCGGUUGCAGCAGCACCACCAAUUGCAGCAGCACCAACAGCAGACUCAGCAGCUUUACCAGGAGCAAGGGGGAGCGAGGGGAAGGGGAGGAGAAGAGGUGGAGGUGGAGGAGGAAGAAGAGGAGGAGGCUGUAGCAGGGUUUAGUCAGGAGGAGCGGUGUGAAUGGGUGGGUAGGAGAGGAGUUGGGCUGCUUUGGCGGAGGGGAGGCAGAGGAAGGGGAGGGGAAGAGGUGGAGGUGGAGGAGGAGGAGGAGGAGGCUGUAGCAGGUUUUAGCCAGGAAGAGCGGUGUGAAUGGGUGGAUAGGAGAGGAGCUGGGAAAGGGGAGUGUAGACAAGAGGAUGAGGGAAGAGCAGGAGAAGGAGACGGGGGAGGAGGAGGAGAAGGAGGAGGAGCAAGAGGAGGAGGAGGGGAGACAGAAGUGGCUGGCGAUUUUACUGGAAAUGGCUUUCCUCGGUCUCCCAUUCCGAAGCAAUUUUCUCUCUGGAGAUCCACAGGAAGAAACCGAGCCAAGCCAGACGCAGGCUCGGCAGGAGGUCCGGGUCUAGGCCUGGAACUUGGUCUGGGAAUAGACCUGGAGAUGGGUGCGGGGGGGUUUCAGGCAGAAGGGACGAGUGCAGAAUGGAGAAACCCGCGGGUAAUUAGUGCUGUGGAUUUUCCUGCACCUGCUACAGCUGCUAGGGGUGGACUUGCGUCCGUUUCUGCUGCUGUGGCUGCUCGUGUUUCCUCGCCCACUUCUACUGUAGCAGCUGGGGUGUCUGUCUCGUCCCCUGCGUCCUCCCUUGCCUCUCAGCUGCCUUUCUUGGCGCGUGGGUCGUCUUUGCAUGGGCCGGAGUGGGGUAGAGAGGUGAGAGAAGGGAGGGAAAGGAGGAGUGGGAGAGGGGGGAGGGAGGGUAGGGAAGUGAGGGAAGAGAGGGAAGAGAGGGAAGAGAGGGAAGAGAGGGAAGAGAGGGGCGGGGAAGAAGAGAAGGAGGAGAGGGAAGGAAGGGACGAGCAACAGCAAGGCGAACAGCAACAUGAGCAGCAGGAAGCAUGGGCAGAGGAAGUGGGGUUGGCGUGCUUGCAGCAAGACGAAUAUGCCCAGGUGCAGCAGCAGACACAUCAGCAGCAGCAGCCGCAAAGCCAGCCACAACAGCAGAAGGAGCAGCAGAAGCAUCAGCAGCAGCGGGAGUCAGACCAACAAACACAUCAAGCAGGGCUCAUAGGGGCACAAGCGGGGUUGACCAGGGCACAAGUGCGGUUGACUGCGGUUGAAGCACGGGUGACAGGGGCACAAGCAACUAUUGUCACUCCACCGCACAUGGGAGGUCCCUCUGCCGCUUUGACGUCACUCCCCCAAACCUUACCUCGAGGAUUGGGCCGAACCACGGACGGGUCCGGUGCCGAACCUCGGGCUCUGGCAAGCACAGCAACAGGCCGGGAUCUCUCUCCUCUGCUACCUCGGAACGAAGGCAAGGAGAGUGUUGGGGGGGCUUUUAGAACUAAUGCUUUUAAAGGAGGUGCUUUUAAAGGGGGUGGUUUUAAAGGGGGGAGUUCUACUCCCAGCGGGCAGUGGUUUGCCCGGCUCAUCAAGCCGAAGGUUCCCGUGGUUGGGAAUAGGAUGAUAGAGAGGGGAGAGGAGAGGGGGCCGGAGGGUGAAAAAAAUAUUGGAGGUAGGCUCGGGGGCCAAGGGGUCGGGAGUGAGCAGCCUAGGAUUUUAGGGUUUCCAUUUCAGACAGCUCCGCAACAGCAACAUCAGAACCAGUCGCAGCAGCAGCAGGAGCAGCAGCAGCAGCGAAGGUGCGGUGAGGAGGCAGAACCGAGCAGGGCAGGAGGGUGGAGAAGAGGAGCAGGUGGAGCGCAGCAGCCAGGGGUCGACGGAGGGGGGGAUGGGAGGAGAAGGACUCAAGAACCAAGUGAAGUACAAGGAGCAGAAAUCCGUAGAUCUCCAAGCCCGCUAACCGUCCUUCAGUACCAAAGGUUCUCCUCAUCGGUUAAAGGUGGAUCUGGAGCAGCAGCAGCAGCAGCAGCAGCAGCAGCAGCAGCAGCAGCAGCAGCAGCAGCAAUAGGAAUACCCAUGCCGGGAGCAGCUAUCCCAGGGGCAGCAAUGUUAGGAGCACUUGUGCCAGGAGCGGCUACGGUGGGAGCAGUUAUGCCAGGAGCGGCCACACUGAGAGCAGCCGGAAACCCUAACCCUAAUUUGAGGCCCUUGACAAACCCUAAUUUUGCCUCAAGCCCUUGGUCGAAUCCUAACCCUAAUCUCAACCCUUUGCGAAACCAUAAUUUGAGUGCUGGGCUUGACGUGGGCAGGGAGGCAGUUAGUGCCGGCGUUGGUGCGAGUGCAGUGAUAGGCGGGGCUGCUGCUGCUGCUGCUGCUGCUGCGGUCCGUGCUUCUAUUCGCCCGUCUGCUGCGGCUGCUGGUGCUGUUGCUAGGGCAGCGGCUGGUAUGGAAGUGCUCCCAGCCGUUUCCAUACCUGAUGCAGCAGGUUCGGCAAUCCACGCACCUGCAGGCUCGGACUCCCUUGUUGCGGCAAGUAGAUGUGUGGGCGGGCCAGUGGCAGUAGGGAAAGGCGGGUGGAGGGCGCGUGGGAGGUGGCAGAGGGACAGCGAAGGAGAUGAGAGGGGGGAGGCAGGGGAAGCGGCGGGUGAGGCAGAAGGGCCAUAUGCUGCAGGAGUAGUGAGGAGUGAGUGGAAGGGGGAGGCAGAAGGGCCGUAUGCUGCAGAAGCAGUGAGGAGUGAGAGGAAGGGGGAGGCAGAAGGGCCGUAUGCUGCAGAAGCAGUAAGGAGUGAGAGGAAGGGGGAGGCACGGGAGGCAGACCAUGUGAGAGAGGCGCAUAUAGAGCUGCAGUUUGCUAAGGAAACUCGGGUAGGUGAAGCAGCAGGAUUGCAUGAUUGCCUGGUGGGAACCGACGUAGGCAGGGGGGGCACGAGGGGCGUGGGGGAGUGUGCAGCGGGAUUGCGGGAUAAAAUGCAGGAUAAAAUGCAGGAUAAAAUGCAGGAUAAAAUGCAGGAUAAAAUGCAGGAUAAAAUGCAGGAUUGCCUGGGGAGAACGGGCUAUUUGAGGUAUGGAGUGACUGCUGCUGGGAUGGCGAUUGAAGGGGGCCGUAAGGAGGGGUUAGGAGGGAGGGAGGGGAUGGGCGGGAGGGAUGGUGUGGGAGGAUUGUUGGAUUUGCGGUUGGGGAAGGAAAGGGAAGUGCACGAUGUGAGGGAGAGAGAGAGCGAGAAAGGGGAUGGAGGACUGGAAAGAGAGAGAGAAGGCGGGAGAGAGCAGGGUAGAGGAAAGAGAGGGCGGGAGGAGAGUGACUGGGGUCAGAGGGAGAGGGGGGAUCAGAGGGAGAGGGGGGAUCAGAGGGAGAGGGGGGAUCAGAGGGAGCCUUCUAGGCAGGAGAGAGACGAGGGGAGAGGGAAGAGACGAGGGCAUAGAGGGGUGAGAGACGGUGAGAGAACAGAAAAGGAUAGAGAGAGGAGGAUAAGAGAUAAGGAGAAGGCAUCCGUGGGGGGGUUGCUAGAAGGGGAGAGUUCUGCCAAGCUGGAGGCGCUGCGCUUGUGGCGGCAAGAGGCUGCCAGGUGGCGCGAGGAGAUUGGCCGGCAGGAGCGGAGCCUAGGGCUUGUAGGGAAGGGCGGAGGAGGAGAAGGGGAAGGUAAAGGGGGUGGAAGAGGAAGGGAGGAAGGCAAUGGUAGGUCAGAAGGAAGAGAGGGAGAGGAAGGACGAGAAGGAGCACGAGAAGGCAUGGAGACUGGCACUGCUGCUGCUGCUGCUGCUGCUGCUGCUGCUGCUGCUGCUGCUGAUGCUGAUGCUGCUGUUCCUGAUGCGGCUGCUGCUGUUCCUGGUGUUGCUGCUGCUGCUUCUGCUGCUGCUGAUGCUGCUGUUCCUGGUGCUGCAGCUGUUAUUUGUGCUGCUGCUGCUGCUGCUGCUACUGGCGCUGUUGCUGUCACUGGUGCUCUUGGCCCCCCACCCCCCGUCACCACCCCCAGGUGCAUGCUUCCCAUUCUUGAAAUCGGUUACCUGGCCCUCGGCCAUUCCCUCACCGGGUCCUCCCCCCGCUGUGACUUCUGCGGCCUGCCCGGCCACACCCUGUUGACUUGCGCUGAAACGCUUGACUCUGAGACCUCUGCUCUGAUUGGCCGGCUGGCUGCCAAGGGGGAUGUGGAUAGGGGGGUGGAGAGGUGGAAGAGGAAGCGAGAGGAGGAGAGGAGAGAGGAGGAGAGGAGGGGCGGGAAGAGGAGAAGACGGGGAGAGGGAGGUGGGGAGGAGGGGCGAGGAGAGAGGGGGAAGAGGGGUGAGGGGGUGGGUGGAGGAGAGGGGGAGGGGGGGCGCUUGGGUGGUGGAAAGGAAGGGGCGGGGGACACAGGGGAAGGUUUAACAGCCGUUGGCGCUAUAGAAUCUGCAGGAGGUCUAGGGAGACUAGACGGUAUAGGGGGGGUUGAGGAGGGGUUGGGGGAAGCUGGGGAUUUUGGGGUGGUUGCAAGUAUAGCAGGAAUUGGUUCGUAUCUGCCAUAUGGGGCAUCUCGUCCCUCUUCCGUUCCGCCUGCUCUGGCAAGGGCUCUGGGCUUAAAACGAGGACUGGGUGUACUGAACAGCAACAGCGAAAGUGCGGGGCGUAUGUCGAGUUGUGGGGGAAACAGUAACGUGCUUAUGGGUGCUCUUGUUAGUGGAGCAGGUGCGCCUGGGGGAGGUAUUAUCGGGACUCCACGUGAAUUGUUGUUGGGGGAAAUCACUUACGCAUCUGUGGGUGCUCUUGUUAGUGGGGCAGGUGCAGCUGGGGAAGGUGUACUUCAGCAAUCAGGGAUACGGGCAGCAGGAGCAGGAGGGGUGUUCUUAGCACCGCAUGACUUGUGGGUUGUUGGAGGAGUAGGAAGUCGGGGAGCAGGGAGGCAGGGGGAGGUGAGAGAGGAGAGGGGAAGAGAAGAGGUAUAUGCUGCUGAUGGUGCUGGUGGUGCUGGUGGUGCUGGUGCUGCUGGUGAUCAUGGUGGUGCCGCUGCUGCUGCUGGUGCUGGUGGUACUUGUGAUUAUGGUGGUGCUGCUGCUGCUGAUGAUGGUGAUGGUGUUGGUAGUGGUGGUGUGGCCGCUGAUUAUGAAGAGGCAGCAGGAGGGGAGGAAGGUGAAAGGAAGGCUUGGAAUAACAGUAAGGAGUCUCGGAGGGCGUAUGGGGGGGUAAGCAGUCUGGCAAAGGAUGUAGAAGGAGAAUGUGAGGUGAAAGGGGUGGAGGGUGUUUUUGAAGGGUGUAAUUCUCAAAAGCACCCUUCAAAGGAUGUGGAAGGAGAGUGUGAGAAAGGGGAGGAGGAUGGCAAGGGGGGAGGGAAGGAGCUGGGGAAGGGAGGAGCGGGGGGUUGCAGUGAGAAUGGAGAGUUGCCUGGUGAGGGGGGGGCUGCUUUUGAGGUGCCUCAAAAGCGAAAGGGAGGAGCGGGGGGUUGCUGUGAGAAUGAGGAGUUGCCUGGCGAGGCGGGGAUAGACAAAAGAGAGGGCGAGCACAUGGAGGAGAGUGAAGAGAAGGGUCCGGAGGAGGGAGGGAAUGACAACAGGAAGGCAGGGGAGAGUAGUGGGAAGGACGACGAGCUGGUGGGGAAAAGCCUGGGAGGAGAGAGAGGAGACGCGAGAGAGGAAGGGGAGGAUUCGCAAGAGAGGAAGGAAAGAGAGGAAGCGAGUGAAGGGGACCAAGAGAUGGAGAGAGGAGAAGAGGCAGAAGGAGAUGAAGCGGUGGGAGAAGCCAGGGAUGAUGGGCCUACGCCCGUGUGCCUGUGGUGCCUGGCAGAAGGCCAUUGGGCGGCGGAGUGUGCUGACCUGGCGAGGGCCCGGGUGAAGCACGCAACCAGUAGCAGGGAGACAGGUGGCAGGGACACAGCUGGCACGGGCCGAGCAACCACUGGCACUGGAAGGGACACCAUGGGUACAGGGAGGGAGACUACUGGUACGGGGGUUGGUACGGGGGUUGGUACUGGGGUUGGGACUUCGCUGACUGGGCCUGGGACGUGCAGGGAGGUGUCGAAUACAAUGACGCUGAGGGGGAUGGUAUUAUCGGGCAGGGAAGCAGUGGGAACGGGCAGGGAAGCAGUGGGAACGGGCAGGGAAGCAGUGGGAACGGGCAGGGAAACAGAGGGAAGAGCAGUCGAGGCAGGAGCACCAGCAGCAGAGGCAGGAGCAGCAGCAGCAGAGGUAGAGGCAGCGGCAGCAGCAGAGGGAGGAGCAGCAGCAGCAGAGGUAGAGGCAGCAGCAGGAGAAGAAGCAAGGAGAGCAGAAGCAGAGGCAGGGGAAGGUGCAGUGGUGGGAAUAGAUAUGGGCAUGCUAGAUGAUUUUGACGGUGACUCAAGGCAGGAUGCCAGGGGAGGUCAAUCAUUUGUACAGGCACCUGGCGCUGUUUCAUGGGACUUGGACUUGGAGCCAGUGGCAGAGCAAACAGCCACAGCAGCUGUAGCAGCAGCUGUAGCAGUAGAAAGAUUUGUCGGUGCCAAAAGGCGGGAAGCCAGAGCAGAUAGAGCAUCUCUACAGGCACCUGGUGCUGAUUCUUGGGACUUAGAACCAGUGGCAGUUCAAGCAGACGUCGCAGCAGCAGUAGCGGCAGCAGCAGCAGUAGGGACAGCAGCAGAAGCAGGGCCGGCAGCAGCAGGGGCAGCUGCAGAGGUAGCAGUAGAGACAGCAGGAGAGGCAGCAGGAAGAAGUGCAGCAGCAGGCGCGUCGCCAGCUGCAGCGCACAGACCCACAGGUGCAGCAGCAGCAGCUCGGGCAACAGGGGAGGCAGGCAAGUCCAUGGUAGCGCCUGACCAACGGAAAGGAGAGGCGGGCACGAGGAAUGUGGCUCCGGGAGAGGGAAAUGCACGGGCAGAAAUGCCCUGUUCCUCUGCCCUGCUCCCAGGCUGGUUUGCCCUCUUUGACCUGAGUCCCACUUGCAGCACCGCACAGGGGGGCAACAGCCUGCCCCCUGGCCUGCUCGCCUCCAUAGAAUCGUUGCGGCUCUCCCGAAGGGACGUUGUCCGGAUUCAAAGCCAUCCAGGUGUCAGGGCGCGAGUGGUUGGCUUCUUCCUCCGCCUCCGCUUGGGCAAGAGGGAGGAGGAUCUGGGCGGCACUGGUUACCGCAUGGCCAAAAUACUAGGUGUCGUGCGCAAGCAAGCCGUUGAAUCCUUACCCUCGUCCGCGGACUCUGCUGGAAUGGCGCUUUCUGUAGAUAUGGGUGACGGGGAAUACACGGUAGACGGCCAUUACGUCUCCAACAAGCCUUUCCUCGAGGUUGAGGUUCUAGAGUGGUGUAGAAAGAUAUGGCAGAAGGGUGGAGCUGCGUUGCUUGCUCCCAUCCUCUCUCCAAAGGAUAUGGAGUCCAAGAUUUGUGAGAGACGCAGCUGGAGCUGAAAGAGGGAAGCAGUAACAGCAUGGAAGUAUGCGCAUGCAUCAUUUCAACAUGUGACAUUCCAAUCUGUUCUUGCUUUGUUGCUUGUUUUUAUCA
Closterium sp. NIES-67 is the source of this 9386-nucleotide messenger RNA. The record is from the annotation of a GenBank genome assembly. NCBI's taxonomy places the organism in Eukaryota, Viridiplantae, Streptophyta, Zygnematophyceae, Desmidiales, Closteriaceae.